AAUAUGGCUGAUGCGACAGCGGUAGUGGAGGGAAGAAUAAAGUUUCGCGACGGCAAAAAGUGGAAAAGGCGAUGGUGUGCUAUGAGAAAGCCGUCUCCUGUAGCUGACCGGCUACAGGUGCUACUGUACAAAGAUGUCAAGGAGGCCAUGCGUGAAGGUGGCAAGCCCAAACGGACUUGUCUGCUGGAGGGAUUCUACGGCCUGGAGUCAGAUUUCGACUUUGACCACCAGGAAUACGUCAUGGCCAUUAUAUGCCAGAAGCAGGUGGUCCUCAUGGCCUUCGAGUCGAAUGAAGACAUGAUACAGUUUCACGUCCAGAUACGCAGGAGUUUGGGUGAAGAACACCAGUUUCCAGUCCAGAUUGCCAAAGUACCGUCAAACAGUAAACUGCCUCUACAGUCGGUUAAGCUACUCAUCCAUGGUCAACGCUUCUGUUUUACUGUCCACACCUGCCACACACCCCCACGCAUACUUCAGACAUGGCAAAUUUCUGACCUUCGGCGGUUUGGUUCAGUCGAUGGCAAAUUCUGCUUUGAGGGAGGAUCCAAGUGUGGAAAAGGUGUGGGCUUUCAUGUCCUAUUGUCCGACCAUGCAGAUGACAUAGCAAAGAUUGUCCAUCUAGCCAGUGUCGGAAAGUCUCCCAGUUGCCAAAGAGCUGCAAACAAGCGAAGCUCUCAGUUCCCGGGAACCCUUGAUUCAUUAUGUUCAAGUCCGCACCAUGGGACCCCACAGUCCAUGCUUGGAGGGUACAGCCUGGGACGGAACCAAGACUUGUGGACUUGGAACAAGCGGCAUUCGAUCAGUGUCAUAGACUAUCGCCGAAUGGCUGGCCUCACAGACAAACUCAAAAUGAUAAGCAUAGAAAACCUUGAACGCCAGCGUCUGAUGGCCAUCUAUGAUAUUCCGCCAAAUCGUGUUCGAAAAGUUGACAAUAGCUCUAGUCCACCUCAGUCAGCCAACAGCAUGCAGAAGAUGGAAAGAGACCAGAAGUGUCCCAUGUGUUGUGCUCAAAGAAUCGAAAAGCAGAAUCUGUGUAUUCAUGGUUAUAUGACCUCAUUGUUCCACCCAGAACAUUGUGGUGUUGUUUCCAGUUCAAGUUACAGUGAUUCAAACUCGUCAGAUAGUCGUGAACAAGGCAUCCAUUCUGGAAACUACAGCAAUUAUUUCAUGGUUGGCCAGCAAAGUAAUUUCCAACUCUCGGUCAUUGAGGAUGAAUUCCGCUCAGCGGUUGAUCGGUGCAGACGCCAAGAAGCAUUGCAGUCGCUUAAAAAUGAGGAGAGUUCCCUUCAGAGGGAGAUAACUUUGCUGGAUGAAAUAUUACAAGUGUGUAAAGGUGAUGACCAUGCUAAGCCCGAGAGUCAGAACGGGGUCCAGAAAACCACAAACAAGAGUGUCAAGGCAUCCAGUCUUCCCACCAAAGUGAGAAAAGAUUAUGCCGUUGAUGCGGAAUUCUGUAAGCAUGUGGGAGUGUCCGUCUCUGCAGAAAACUGCAGCAGAAGCAACAAUCAGAACAGUAAUCAAAACACUGCCAGUCCCAAUGUACUCUCGAAAUUAGAGAAAAUCCCUUUUCAUUCUAAAUUAUUAGUUCCUUUACCAUACAUUAAUCUUUCAAAGUUUGAUGAGAAUGGUGAUGGGAGCAGUAGCCAUGUACACAUGCCAGGAAGUAAAGAAAAUAUGUUGUCUGGAAGUAAAGAAAAACUUACAAAUGGGAGCAGAGAAAAACGUACUGUUGGUAGUGGAUGUAACAGCAGCAGUUUGACUAAUGUUUCUUCCAGUGGUUCUGGGGAGAAAAUAGUACGGUCCUCACCAUCAAAGACAAAAGAGAAACUCGGAAUGCGAUCAUCCAGUGAGUCGCAUAUUGCCAUCAGAAGUACAGCAUUGAUACGUGAACCAAUCUAUGCAAAUGAGGUUAGAAGGAAGUCGGACACCCCUCCCCCAGAGCUGCCUCCAAAAGGCCCAGCCUUGCUCCGGAAAAGCAUAAAUCGAGGUUUGGUGUCGAUGAUGAGUGGAAUGGAUUCAAGUCUAGGAUUGCCUCCACCUCUUCCUCCUACAAGAGAUCGAAGUAAGUCUGUAGGAUCAACAGGAAAGAUUCAUGGUUAUGAUAAUGCACCUGGCAGAGACAUUCUGCCAAAUGCUUCAAUGGGAUAUACAGCUUCUCAAGACUGUUAUCUGAUGAUGGGAGAAUUCAUGGAUGAGCCAAAGCCAUCCUCUCAGUCAUCUUCCUCACAACAUGGUCAUACAGUAGCUAGUCGAAGAAAUACAAGCUUUGAAGAGGCAUCAUAUUUUGACAUGGUUACAGAUCCUGGAUACAACAGAGAAUGCUUCAGACAUUCACGAUCAUAUUCUGCAAGUGGUGUGAUUGAGAAUCAGUUCCAAGUGUCAACCCAUGGUCGAAACAGCCCUGCCCCUGCAUUGCCACCAAAGAAAAAUGAACUCCAGGUGCAGUAUCGCCAAACUAGACCAGAGAGUAACUACAUGGAGAUGACUGGACUUACUAGCAAAAGGAGCUCAGUGCUGCAGAAUCUACAGACCUUGCAGAAUUAUGUAAGCACAACACCUGCUUCCAAUAACAGUGAUUCUUCUGGACAGACACCCAAGCCAGCUAUCCCUUUCCCACAGUUGAUAACAUACCAGAAACCUAAGGUAGAAAAUACCACUUCUCCAAUAUUAACCUCUCAGAUAAGUUUAGCCAACCAGGAGCAGCCCAAGGAGAGCAGUGGAUUUCUAGCUAGAUUCAAGCGAAGGAAUUCUCGUGACCAAAAAGCAGCAUCGCAGAGUCAGGAGAACCUCAUCGGUGUGUCCCAGCAUUCCAUCAUUUUGGAACGUAGUCAGUCAGAGCAAGGGGAGCAGCCAAAAGUGGAAAAGGUUCAAUGUAGCCCACUGCUAAAGAUUGGUAGACGAAGAUCAUCAAGCUUUCCGAAUCGACUGAGCUAUCAAGAGUCAAUUGCAGAGUCCAAGACAUCAUCUGAGAGCAGUCGGGAGGAUGUGCAGCUUUAUAUAUCUGAGAAACAGCUGCAGGAUGAUGACCGGUCCAAUGGUUUCCCAUAUCGGCAGACCUCGGCCGAUUCAGCAAGGCUUUCUGAAGACUCUGAAAGAAGCACUAAUGACAGCUUCUGUGGUGAUGACUACAAAGACAGCGACAUUCAGCCGUUGUUGAAGAGCGAUGAUAAUAGAAAAGAAAUAAAGGUUUUGACAGUCCUGCAUGUUUGCCAGGACUUUGUGUACAAUCCCACUGCUAGCACCACAAAACUAUCGAAAACGGAUGAUGAAAAGUUGAUUGAACUGCUGCAGAAUGGUUAUUCUUCCAAACUGGGCAAAAUGUCGGACGUUGUCCACAAAAGCAAAGCCAGUAUUUAUUUACAGAAAGUGCCAUCUCCUGCUGAACAGGCAGCUGAAAUAGCAAGACACGUGACACUGUUACCGCCAUUCAUACCGCCGAAAGCGAAAAACUACUGCAUGUUGUCUCCCGUCAGAGAGAGCAGUCCAACUUUUUCUCCUUUACUGAACUCUGUUGACACCGAAUCAAUUUAUGUGGAGAUGAAAGAGCCCAAACCUGAAGGAUCUGUUAACGAUAGCGAUGUGCCCGUUAGUCCAAGUGCUCAAAAGCUGAAGGCACAAGCAUCUCUGAGAAUCCGCCCAGCUGUGGAAGACGAUAAUGGCAAAGUGUGGGUUCCUCGUACGUGUAGUCCUGUACCUGCACCAGAAGCUUCAGGUGACGAUGUAGACGCCGCUGACGACGAUGUCGAUGAUGUUGUGACAUCUGUGCCACUGCAGUGCAGCACCCUCGUUGUGUCUGUCGAUGACCUUAUUGAACUCUAUGACAGUGAGGACCACAUUUCAAUAUCGUCUCGUGACAGUGACACUCAUAGCAUACGCAGCAGUCCCGCGUCCACCAUUCUCCGGCCCCACUCGGGCCUAAACUACCAGAUGAUAGACCGGCGCCCCGCUGUCAGCGAAAGUGAACCGUCUAGUCCCCGGACACCAUACUCUCCAUCCACCGCCACCGUGUUCAGUUUCGACAGCGAGGCGUCGUUUUCCUCGUCCAACACUUCAUCAACUAAGACUAACACCCAGGUAUUACUACCCAGUGCUCAACAGAUUCGUGAGAUGGAGUUAAGCCGCGUGAAGUUGUACUCGCGGGAAACCAGUCCUGAGGCUAAUUUCAUGUCUGUGCACCACGGAUAUUUAAACAUUGGUGUUAGUCAUGUUCAGCAAGCGAGAGACAGCGAUUCGGAAACUAGGUCGCUGUCGCUGAGCCGCGAAACGUCGCCAAAAGUCCCGUCACAUGUGCCAACGUCUUUGAGUCUGCCGGCCGAACAGGUGAACCGUCAGUUGAACUAUUUAGAGAUUGAUCUGAGCCCACCUGCGAACCCACCCAAAAAGCAUAAAAAGCCUGUGCCAAAGAAAGUGACGGCGAUCGAGUAUGCACAGAUUGACAUGGUUGCUACGAAAGGACUGAGCAAAGCGAGCCUGGAGCACGCUCAGUCCCGUAAAGACACGGACAGCCUACGUCGAUCGGCUAGCUGUGCUACCCCGUCGACGACAAAAAAUUCAUUUUCUCUGGCCAGUUCACAGAAGGAGAGGAAAAGCUCGGCAAGAGAGAGGCAACUGAGUACAGGCUCGCUAGAUGAAUCCUAACAUAAUUUGUUUAAACUUUUGUUGUUUUUCUUAUCCAGUUUUUGUUGCAGUUAUACAGUGCUAUCAUUGUUUUCAUAAAGAGAAUCAAAGGUGAAUUGUUGUCUCUGAAGAUUAUAGCUGGGCACAG
This is a messenger RNA of Gigantopelta aegis, 4765 nucleotides long. RefSeq lists its product as uncharacterized. The record is from RefSeq and is a predicted model, not a curated record. Gene Ontology annotation, biological process: neuromuscular junction development; positive regulation of protein tyrosine kinase activity. Gene Ontology annotation, molecular function: protein kinase binding. Lineage: Eukaryota; Metazoa; Mollusca; Gastropoda; Neomphalida; Peltospiridae.